UUUCGGUUGUCCCUGGUGGUGGCUACUUACAAUGCAGCCUUCUCAUUGGUGCGCCCCAACCCACUUCCAGUCCGGCCAGUGUGCCGCCAAACCUCCAACGUCAACCGCCGCAUUAACGCAGCUUUGCCUUUCCGACAUUCCCAAUCCGCCCGCACACUCCAUCCACAUCCUCGCCGCGAUGCAUCUCCUCGCUCCUCUCGCCAUACUGGGCACCGCUCUGGCCCUCGACGUCACCCUCAUCCUGCCCGCCUACCACCCCGACCCCCUUUCGCUUCCUCCGUCGACACACGCCACGCUCUCCUCGCUCGGCCAGCGCUUCUCGGCCCCGAUCUCGGACGCCAGCACAUUCGUCUUCCGAAACGUUACUCCCGGAUCAUACCUCGCCGAUGUACACUGCGCAACUGACGGCUUCAAGCCCCUGCGCAUCGAUGUGGGCGGCGGCGACGUCGUCCUGGCUUGGGAAACAUACCGCGGCAACGACUGGGACAACAGAGGCGAGGCUGUGCCUCUGACGGAGACGGAGACGGUCAAGGGCUUCCAAGUCAAAUCUAUGGGCACUAAGCUGUACUUUAACGAACGUCCCAAGUUCUCCAUUAUGACCAUCUUUGGCAACCCCAUGAUCCUCAUGGGUAUUGUGUCCAUGGUCAUCUUUAUCGGCAUGCCCAAGCUCGUUGAAAACAUGGACCCCGAGACGCGCGCCGAGUUUGAAGCCUCGCAAAAGAACAGCGCCAUGAAUGCGUUCCUCACCGGAAACGCCGGCGAGGCUGGGAAGAAGAACCCUCUUAACAACUUUGAUAUGGCUGCCUACCUGGCCGGCUCUAAUAAGAAGGAAGCCGCCUCAGAGGAGGCGUCGCGCAAGGUUGAGGGUGUCAGACGAUAGACAGAAAAGAAACUGCAGCGGCAAGAUAAUAGAACUGAGGAAUGUUUAGACAUGAAUGAUUAAACAAAAGAAUGUACAAUCACGUCUUGUAUACGUAAUGGUGAAUAUGGUUCAUUUUUCUUUAAGUCGUCAUUAUGAAAUUACUGGUCAAGUCUCGUAACUGUGUCUAGAGGUGCUCAAUAAUAGACUGUCCGCUGAACAUGGCAUGUAUCUCAUGCGUUCUAUCUCCUAGCUGUGCAAACCGCUUAGAAAUCACCGAAACCGCCAUCGUCAAAGCCACCGCCGUCGUUGUAGUCGUUGUUGCCGUAAUCGCCGGUAUCAUGUGAGCCGUAAUCUUGCUGCUGGCUCUGCUGGUUCAUGGCAUCGUUGUGCUGAGCAUCUUCUGUAUACAGUUGUUAGUAAAAUAGCCUCCAUCAUUAAAUUUGUAAAUCACUUACGGUAACCCUCUUCAUAUGCCUCGUGCUGCUCGUGCUCAAAGGCACCAGCAAGCAAUGCACCACCAAGAAGACCAGCACCAGCACCGAGGGCCAGUCCACCCAUGCCCAUACCACCGCCAGUUCUUCCAGGACGGCCUUGGUUGUUAUAGUUGUUACCAUAGCCAGGGCCGCCGCCAUAGCCACCACCAUAACCACCUGGAGGACCCUGAGGAGGAUAGGCUUGCUGCUGGGGGUAGCCGCCGUACUGAGGCCCCGGAGCACCGUAGCCAGGAGCGCCGUACUGCUGAGGUGGCGGUCCGUAGUUUUGCGGCGGGUAGUUUUGCUGAGGAUAAUUCUGCUGAGGGUAAUUCUGCUGGGGGUAGUUUUGCUGGGGGUAGUUUUGCUGAGGGUAGUUUUGCUGGUAAUUGUUGUUGUUAUUCUUGCCCUUGCCGAGCAGCUUGCCUAGGAAACCUCUGCUCUUUUCACGCUCACGAGGAGGCAAGUCGCUGGGAAAGCUUCCCGACUGACCCUGGGGGCCCGACGAGCUGGAUCCGCGGGCCUUGGAGUCUUCCUCGGCCUGGAGCUUAGCGGCAAGCUUAGCAUCCUCACUCUCGGUAGCCGAGCUGCUGGCCUCGUUGGGGUUAGGCUUGGGCUCUUCGUACGGGUUCUUCUUGGUAUCAGUGACGACGGGGGCAGAUCCAGGCUCAUAAGAAGGCGGAGGAGCGUCGGGAGUGUCUGCAGCCGGGAAGACGGGCUCAGUGGGCUUCUCCCACUGCGACUUUUUCGUAUAAACAUUGACAUAGAACCUGGAAGGGCGUAAACGUUAGCUGGAGGCACACGGGGGAGCAAUUGCUCAAACACACAAAGUGAGCGUCAACCCGCAACGUACCAUUCCUUGUAUUCAGUGUUCCAUCGAGCGGCCCAGCCUGCGGGGACCUCGGGGGCCUUGGGCGGGGGAGGACCAGAGGGAGCAGCGUAGUCCGCCAUUCUAUGAAUCGUAUUUUAUAUGCGCUCUGUUCGGUAGAGUCGAGGGAGAGAAACGAAGAGCAGAAAUGCCGCUAGAUGGGAUGUGGUUGUAGCGCAAGCUCCGGAGGAGGGGAAAGGCGGGCUUUCUGUUUAUAGGGUGGUGUGGUGUAAGCUAGCGAGCUUGGGAGGUGGGGUCGGCGUUUUGCUUGGUGUAUGUGUGCUUGGCUGUGGAUGGAGGAUAUAUCAAUACAAAGUUAGCAAAGAAGUCAAAAAUAAAUUAAAAUCAACAAGCUCAAAAAGGGGAAAAAAAAAGGAAAAGCGUCCAUCCUUCUUCAUAUACGUUCGGCGGGCUGGCCCUUUGUGCGGUUGGUUGGCUGGCGCAGCCCCAAGGGCAUACAUCAUCAAGCCGCCACCAGCAACAGCGCUUGUGCUGGCCUGUAACAAACAAGGCAGCGACAGUUCUCCACUGGUGUCGCUUCCAGAAGCCCGCCGAAUCGCCUAGUAAAAGGGCCUGGCCUGGCGCUGGAACAAGAUGUUCCCGGG
Molecule: messenger RNA, 2805 nt
Organism: [Torrubiella] hemipterigena
Lineage: Eukaryota; Fungi; Ascomycota; Sordariomycetes; Hypocreales; Clavicipitaceae
Source: the annotation of a GenBank genome assembly